CUUGUUGUGACCCUGAACUGCCUUGAACUCUUCUCUCUUCCUCCCACCCUUUCCUUUCUGGGAUCUUACAGUGUCACAUGGCCGUUCACAAUUAGCUUUUCUUCUGCAAAAAAAAAAAAAAAAAAAAAGGCAAAAGCAUUUGGCUGCAAUGUGUGGCGCUCGUCCGUCCUUUUUAUGGCGAUGUCUACCAAAGACACGUUGCUGGUGAUGGUCUGGUACCUCUUUAGUGGGCAGAUUAGUUUCCUAGAUACAAAAGUGGCCAGUUUUGUUGGGAGUUUUGGCGAUUUCGAGGGUCGGCAACGUGUAUUCCUAGCAGCCCGACCUGUCACUGGCAGGAAAUGCUUGAGUUAGAGACAGGACAAUUCUUUCCUCAAACUUUGCUGAUGGUUUCUGGAUUUCUUUUAAGGGAUGCUUGUGUAAGAAGGUCAGAGGAACAAAGCGGACUUACUGUAUGUUAGGUUUAUUUGUUAAUCAUUGGGCAGAAGAGAAUGAAUGGGAUCUUAAGACCUUUGAUGCCCUGAGUAGAGGAAAAUCCUCCUUUUAAGCUAGAAACAAGGUUCAACCAAAUAUUAAGGGGAAAAAUUAGCUCGUGGUAAUACCAUUGGUUUUGUUCUUCUGAUACUAAGUAGCUGGCUUAUGAAAUGUUGGGAUGAUGUUUUGUUAAUGAAGACAUUUUAGUCUUUAUAAUUCUAACAUUGUUUCAUAAACAACAGUUGGAUCAAAAGGAAAAACUGGCUAUAUUUAGGGAAUACAGUAUUGUUUUUAUGAGAGAAUAUUGGAAUAUGAAAAGUGUUAUUCUUUUAUCUGAUAAACCAUCUCAUGUGCCAGAAACACUAACAAUUUAAAUGCGGGGCUUUAAAGAAAAUAGCUCAGUCUUUGAAUUUAUCUGUUUUAAGAUUACUAUGCAGAUAUAAUGUAUUAUUGAUUUUUUUACAGCAAAAAUAAAAUCAUUGAAAUGUGAAUGGAAAGAAAAUAAAAGUAAAGCCUGUUUGAUGUAAGGCAUCAGUGUUGAUAUUGCGAUAUUUCAAGUCACAUUCAAUCGAUAGGAUGAAAAAAUUUAAGAGAAGGCUAUCCCUCACACUUCGAGGAAGCCAGACUAUUGACGAAUCAUUGUCUGAAUUGGCUGAACAAAUGACUAUUGAAGAAAAUAGCAGCAAGGAUAAUGAGCCUAUUGUGAAGAAUGGCAGGCCUCCAACCUCUCACAGCAUGCAUUCCUUCCUACACCAGUACACAGGGUCCUUCAAGAAGCCCCCAUUGCGGAGACCACAUAGUGUUAUUGGAGGAAGCCUUGGCUCCUUCAUGGCAAUGCCCAGAAAUGGAAGCAGAUUAGAUAUUGUUCAUGAAAAUCUAAAAAUGGGAUCAGAUGGUGAGAGUGACCAAGCUUCUGGGACGUCAUCUGAUGAAGUCCAAUCACCUACAGGUGUUUGUCUUAGAAAUCGUAUACAUAGACGGAUCUCAAUGGAGGAUUUAAAUAAACGGUUAUCACUGCCUGCAGAUAUCAGAAUACCUGAUGGAUAUCUUGAAAAGUUUCAGAUAAACAGUCCACCGUUUGACCAACCAAUGAGCCGAAGAUCUCGUAGAGCUUCCUUAUCAGAAAUUGGGUUUGGGAAAAUGGAAACCUACAUCAAAUUGGAGAAGCUUGGAGAGGGUACAUAUGCUACAGUAUAUAAAGGUAGAAGUAAAUUGACAGAGAAUUUGGUGGCAUUAAAAGAGAUCCGAUUGGAACACGAAGAAGGUGCACCCUGCACAGCGAUAAGAGAAGUUUCACUGUUAAAGGAUCUAAAACAUGCAAAUAUAGUUACCUUACAUGACAUUGUUCACACAGAUAAAUCUUUGACUCUGGUGUUUGAGUAUCUGGAUAAAGACUUAAAACAGUACAUGGAUGAUUGUGGAAACAUCAUGAGUAUGCACAAUGUGAAGCUGUUUUUAUACCAAAUUCUACGUGGUUUGGCAUAUUGCCACAGAAGAAAAGUGUUGCACCGAGACUUGAAACCACAGAACCUCCUCAUUAAUGAAAAAGGAGAACUAAAGCUAGCUGAUUUUGGACUAGCCAGAGCCAAGUCAGUUCCCACAAAGACCUACUCAAAUGAAGUUGUCACACUAUGGUACCGGCCACCUGAUGUGCUUCUCGGUUCCUCAGAGUACUCAACACAGAUUGACAUGUGGGGUGUUGGUUGCAUUUUCUUUGAAAUGGCUUCUGGAAGACCUCUGUUUCCAGGAUCAACUGUGGAAGAUGAACUGCACUUAAUUUUCCGACUGCUAGGGACUCCAUCUCAGGAAACUUGGCCAGGUGUUUCUUCAAAUGAUGAAUUCAAGAACUACAACUUCCCAAAAUAUAAACCACAACCUCUAAUUAACCAUGCACCCAGGUUAGACUCUGAAGGAAUCGAAUUGAUAACAAAAUUUCUUCAGUAUGAAUCUAAGAAAAGAGUUUCAGCAGAAGAAGCCAUGAAACAUGUGUACUUUCGAAGUCUGGGACCAAGGAUACAUGCCUUACCUGAAAGUGUAUCAAUAUUCAGUUUGAAAGAGAUUCAGUUGCAAAAGGACCCAGGUUUUCGAAAUUCUUCUUAUCCAGAGACAGGACAUGGGAAGAACAGAAGACAGAGCAUGCUCUUUUAAGUCUGAUAACAUGGUUUCAAGCCCAGCCCCCAGCCUUUCUUAUCAAUCAAGGACUCAGAUCUGAAGGCAAUUAUUUCUUUUGGUGGACUUGGAAUCUCCGUUUGUCUACACUGUCCUCUUCACAGUGGAGUCUUUUUAUUUCAGACCUACAGAUUGUUUUUAUAUUUGUUGUCACAGUGUGACAAUUUUUUUGUACAGUUGGUUUUAAGGUCUUCUCUGCCAUUAGAGCCAUUAGGUUACAGCUAUUGAUGUAACUGUAGCUGCAAUUUUUGUGCAGGACUGAAACACAGUGCAUUAUUUAUUGCGGAAUUAUUGCUGCUAAAUAACUACUGUCUGUUUAUUUAACACAACAGUUGAAUGCCUGAAGAAGUUGCAGUGGCUUUAUUAUGUGAAUGCAUCUGUUUCUCCUCAUGAAUUGUUUUACUGCUGCAUUUUUGUUUGUUUUUAAAAUUAAACUGCGGUGUUUUCUGGAAUGUAAAUUCAGCUUUGCUUAACAGUAAAAUAAGUGAGCCAUCUUGAACACUCUAAAUUCAUGCUAUAUAAUCUAUAUAAUUUUUUUUUAUUGAACAUUGGCAAAUAGAAUAGCUAAGAAAUUGAUAAGCACGUUAUGUUUAGGUAAACGCAAUGCAGAAGUUGAUUCGAGCAAGUGAACACCUGACAUUUUGGGGAUCUCACAUUAGAUACCAGAAAAUUAAAGCACCAAAAUUAUUUAUUUUUACCUUUCCUCAUUUUAGAAAUAUUUACUGCAUAUUAUUGGAUAUUUUUUACUAAUACACUUAUCUAUUUUACAUCAUGCUUUAAUUUAGUUCAGACGAAACCAUACAAGUCCAAACAUGAGAGGUCUUGUUUGUUUUAAAUAUAAUUCUUUUAUUAGAAAGGAUGAUGUAUCAUUGAGGAACAAUUUAUUUCAUUUGGGGGUUGUCUGUAUGUGUGUAUUUUAAUAACAUUCACUUGGAAUCAGCUGAAAGCUGUAAUAUGUAUUUGAAAUGAGCCAUGAUAAAUACAAAUGAGAGAAGAGAGAGCUUAGAGGAUUGUUUUAAAGCAUUGUAGAUAUUAUCUGUUUACCAGAUACAAAAUUACAGUUUUAAUUAUGCAUCUCUUUGAACAUCACAAACACACCUUGGUGUUGGUAAUAAUGUUUUAAGCAUUUGUGUUAACUUUUAGAACUAUUUGUUUAGUGCAUCUUACAAACUACGAAUCUUAAUUGGUAUAUUUUGAGGUGGUCAUGUAAAUUUUUGGCUUAUAUAUCAUGAAAAUAGUCAUAACUUAAUUUUCUUCCUGAUAUUCAUUCACUGUAAAACAUUCAGGGGUCCUACCAUUUCUGUUCAGGAAAUCUUGUAGUUUAUUGUUAUUUAACAGUAUUAAGUGAAUUUUUGUAUAUUUCAUUUUAACUUUAUUUGUGAAUAGUGAUUGUGGCAUGUUUAGGGUGUUAUUUUAAUAUUUCAUGAUAGUGAAAUUUUAAUUUUUUAAAAAAAAUUUCUGGAAGAAACAGAUUUAUGUGUAAUGGUGAAUAUUGGACCACUACUGCUUUUCACGUUUGUAAAUAAGUUUUAUGUUAAACCCUGUAGCCUAACAAACUGCUGUUAUUUCUAACUGACAGACAUGUAUUAGAAGGUUAUAAAUAUUAUGUGAAAUUCCUCCCUUUUGUUUUGAAAUUUAUAAUAACAAAAUCUUCAUGUUGUUAA
Myotis daubentonii (Daubenton's bat) is the source of this 4304-nucleotide messenger RNA. RefSeq names its product cyclin dependent kinase 17 (gene CDK17). Gene Ontology annotation, biological process: protein phosphorylation. Gene Ontology annotation, cellular component: nucleus; cytoplasm. NCBI's taxonomy places the organism in Eukaryota, Metazoa, Chordata, Mammalia, Chiroptera, Vespertilionidae. Gene Ontology annotation, molecular function: cyclin-dependent protein serine/threonine kinase activity; ATP binding. The record is from RefSeq and is a predicted model, not a curated record.